Fusarium coffeatum is the source of this 1506-nucleotide messenger RNA. RefSeq lists its product as uncharacterized. The coding region runs from base 1 to 1506 and encodes 501 amino acids. The transcript has 3 exons. The record is from RefSeq and is a predicted model, not a curated record. NCBI's taxonomy places the organism in Eukaryota, Fungi, Ascomycota, Sordariomycetes, Hypocreales, Nectriaceae.
AUGGAUCCAAAUAUGCCUAUGAUUCUGCCAAAGGGCAUUGUCACGAACUCGAAAAAUAUCUAUAAGGAGGUUGCUGAAUUCCCUCUUGUGCCUCCUGAAAAAGUUUGGAAAUAUUGGCAUGUGUACACUACCACAUACAAAAAGCUUAAGGAUCCGACAGCCUGUCGGCUCGAGAACUUUUGGUGGCACGUAUGGGGAAGUGAUCGCAGGUUUCUCAAAGGCAGCGCCCUAGCCAAACUUUACGAAGAGAUCUCUGUUGGGCCAACUUUUGUCCCCCUCAAGGGACCACCAAACCGAUGGGAAGGACCCGAUAUACCCCCCCUAAUCAAACAAAUUCUGGAAGCUGCUGCAUCACAGGCGACCCCACCUCCACCACAACCUCAAGGGUCCCGCCCAUCAAAACCUACCGACUCGGCAUUGAGAACGCUAUCUUCGAGUGCCUCAAAACCGCCACCAGCUCACCCGAUCUUGAAGAAAGCCCGAGGGCCGUCAACAUCAGGGCCGCGGCCCACGGCUCGCUUUGUGUCACCCCAUGAAUCCGCAGAUGAAGAUGAGAUUCCAUCGUCAGGAAGCACAGCUGCAACAGCAUCUGAGGCACCCGUUUAUGUAGCGGCUUCGCCGAAGAAGAAAACAACGGCUGUACCAUCUCCACAGAAGCUUACUCCUUCACCCACUGCUAAUAGGAAAAUGACACCAUCGAAAACGACUCCAGUUGCAGAACCCUUAAUUCGAGAAGCUGGGUUUGGAACAUCUGGCGGGUCACGAAAUGCCGCUCUGGAGCGGCUUGUACCUCCCAAUACCCGCACAAGUGUGGAACACGACCUACCAACGAGCAGCCAAAGCAAUGGUACGGUUAAGGAGCGUCCUGUGAUGAGCGCAAAAGCACGUGGGAAACAACCAGCUGCACCUGUUCGGCCGGUAUCAUACAGGAACGAAGUAGCAAGUGAUGUGAUAGAGGAGGAAAAACGGCCGUCGCCCUCGAAAGAUCGACCCAGUAGCAUUCAUCGCGAAAAAGGAGUGCUUCCUCAAGCUCGGUCUCUCAUCAACCUUUCAAAUCAUGGAUCGCGGAGAGGGUCUACGACCUCGUCAAGAUCGACAUUCGGAGUCGGAUCCCUGGAGAGUAAUCAGAGCCAAGAUCCGCCUUAUAUGGCUCGAUCCCAGUCUCAUGGAGGACACGACCGAGCAAAGUCGCAAAGUAACAUCAGAGCGCCAGGGCUCUUCACGGAGGCCACCUCGUCAACAUCCAAUGUUGCUGUCGCAGGCACAAUUCUCGAUCAGUCUGGUUUUGGAUCCACAUCGGACUUGAGCAGCAUCGAUCACACACGACCCGAGCACCAUACCAUUCCGGCUGUACCACCCCAGCCCUCUGUUCUCGAUGCUCGCUUCACUCCGACUCCGCCGACUACAUCUGCCAGUGUACCUUUAGGGCGCACAAAAAGUCAGCUAACGCUUCUACUUGAACGUGAAAAGGCACGUGGCAGUGACAAAUCGCGAUCAAAAAACUAG